Arabis nemorensis is the source of this 660-nucleotide messenger RNA. The record is from the annotation of a GenBank genome assembly. NCBI's taxonomy places the organism in Eukaryota, Viridiplantae, Streptophyta, Magnoliopsida, Brassicales, Brassicaceae.
AUGGAAGAUGAUAUGUGGGCAGUUUCUUCUUCUGGUUCUUCGAGGAGCCAUCGAUCAGGAACAGCUGCUAAGUAUCAAUUUGGUUGUUCUUAUCUAGAUAAUGGAGAAGAUUUUGACGAAGAUGAUGAUGUAGCAGUGGAUUACCCAUGUCCGUUUUGCUCCGAUGAUUAUGAUUUAGUUGAAUUGUGUCACCAUAUUGACGAAGAACAUCAACUUGAAGCUAACCAUGGGAUAUGUCCGGUUUGUAGCAAAAGGGUGAAGAUGCAUAUGGUGGAUCAUAUAACCACACAUCAUAGAGAUAAACUUUACAGUGAGCAGAAGCAAACAUCAUACAUGGAAGAUUCAUAUUCAUCGGAUAAAUAUCUUCAUCUUGAUGACUUGCCGCCAUCUAUGAAUCAUCAUCAUACCUCUAAAACCGUUGUUUCCGAUCAAUUUCUAUCGUUCAUCAACAAUUCUCCACUGCCGAAUCAGACCAAACAUCUGCAGCCUGAUUCAAGUUUAGAAAGCAUGAAUCCGAUCAAGGAUUCUUCGACUGAAAAAGACGGGAAAUCUUCUCCUCCUUUAUCAGAUACUGAACAAUUGGAGAAGGCAAAGAAGUGUGAGUUUGUACAGGGACUGUUGUCAUCAGCCAUGUUUGAUGAUGGAUGUGACUUCUUCUGA